Molecule: messenger RNA, 5237 nt
Organism: Sinocyclocheilus rhinocerous
Lineage: Eukaryota; Metazoa; Chordata; Actinopteri; Cypriniformes; Cyprinidae
Product: glucagon receptor-like
Exons: 14
Coding region: 345-1907 (520 amino acids)
Biological process (GO): adenylate cyclase-activating G protein-coupled receptor signaling pathway; cell surface receptor signaling pathway
Cellular component (GO): plasma membrane
Molecular function (GO): peptide hormone binding; glucagon receptor activity
Source: RefSeq, a predicted model, not a curated record
UGAUGCAGACACGCGCUCCGCAGCUUCACUUUGAGCGCUUCAUUGUGUUCGUGCACUGGAACUCAUGCGUGUCACUCACCGCAGACCAGUCAGAGCAGAUUGAUAUUCUCCGAAGGAUUCAUCUCGCCUCAAUCCAUUCAGGAUUGGAUUACGUGUUAAAUCCUGCACCGGGAUUCGGUUCUGUCCCUUUGAAGAUGCCCGCUUGUGGAUCGCAGAUUGGGGACUUUCGCAGAAUUAAACGAGCUAAAGGCUGUGUGGUGAUAGCUGAAGCCUUCCUAUGAGGUGAGCAUAUCUGUUUGGACCUCCGGCUCCCCUCCCAGUGCCAGCAGCAGCAGGACUAAGGGAUGUCACAAGUAUUUCUCCUUCUGACCCUGCUCAGUUUCUCCUCCUGCAUCCAGGUGUCAUCUGCUGCAUCUCUCAAAACAUUGAUGGCAAGAUGGAUGAUGUAUCGAGAUGAAUGUUUUCGAAAUAUUACCAGAGAACCGCCGAUGACAGGUCUUGUGUGCAACAGAACAUUUGAUAAGUAUGCCUGCUGGCCGGAUGCACUGCCCAAUACUACAGUGAGUGUGGCCUGCCCCUGGUACUUGCCCUGGCACAAGGAAGUCCGACAUGGGUUUGUGUAUCUGGAGUGUGAUGCAGACGGACAGUAUAGCAAACAGAAGAACGCCAGUGAAUGUGUAUCACGUGACCCCGCACAAAUCAACAUGCAACACUACGGACGGGUCCUCAGUCAGUUCCGGACUAUGUACACCAUUGGAUAUUCCCUGUCUCUUGGUGCGCUGGUGCUGGCGUUGGGCAUCCUGGUAUCCUUUAGGAAGCUGCACUGCAUGAGAAACAACAUCCACAUGAACUUGUUUGCCUCUUUCAUCCUGCGAGCCUCUUCUAUUCUCAUCAAAGAUGCCAUGUUGGAAAGGCCUGAUGACUUCCAUGUUGGUCAAGACAUCACCACUGAACUGGAGGUGGAGUGGCUGGUUAAAAACGAGACGGCGGUCGGCUGCAGAGUUGCAAUGGUGAUGAUGCAGUACAGCAUACUAGCUAACAACUACUGGCUGCUGGUGGAGGGCAUCUACCUGCACAGCCUUCUGGUCGUGACAGUCUUGACAGAGAGGAAUUACUUCGGCAUCUACCAGUGUAUUGGCUGGGGUGCCCCUCUGAUAUUCGUGUUGCCAUGGGUGAUCGUGAAGUACUUGUAUGAGAAUGAAGAAUGCUGGGUGCAGAAUAUUAACAUGGAGUACUGGUGGAUAAUUCGUUCGCCAAUCCUGCUGGCCGUGUUGAUUAACUUUUUCAUCUUCAUACACAUCAUCAAGAUCCUCGUGUCCAAACUGAGGGCGCACCAAAUGAGAUAUUCUGACUACAAGUUCCGGCUUGCUAAGUCAACCCUCACCCUGAUUCCGUUACUGGGAAUCCAUUCGGUCCUGUUUUCGUUUGUUACUGAUGAGUCUACCUCACAUGGUGCUCUAUCCCUGCGCCUCACAAAGCUCUUCAUCGACCUCUUCUUCAACUCCUUCCAGGGGCUGCUGGUAGCCAUCUUAUAUUGCUUUGUCAACAAGGAGGUUCAGUCUGAGAUUCUGAAGAAAUGGAGACGUUGGAAGCUUGGGAGGGACAUUGAGGAGGAAUACCGUCACACCUACAGCCAGUCCCUUCAGAUGAAGAGUGGCAGCAUCAUGGUCCCUCCUUCCAACCUCUCGCGGCUGCCUGAUAUCGCUACCACUACCUCCCGGCUCGGCAGUCCAGAAGAGAAGCAGAUGUUGGUGUCCAACAGCCAGAAUGGUAUGGGUACUGGAUUGCCGUUCACCUCCACACCACAAGAUAGUUCCACCUGCAGUUCGAUAACAGAAGACAUAGUCAUGGUGGACAGGGGAAAGUGUUGUAGUGUUCACCAGGACAAUGCCAAGAGCAACCUGUGAGCUUAAGGAGCUCCAGAUGUCUCACAGAAGAAUACUCUUAGCCCGACCACCCUCGCUUCUUCUGGCUAAGGGCCCUGAAGCCUGGGCCCUAGCUGGAGCGAGAGGAGUGUUUAUGUGUGUUUGUGUUUGUGUGUGAGUUUGUGAGAGCACUGCCCUCUCUGAUGGACACAUGAUGGACACCCGUUCAUCACAUUACAUGGUGCUCGGUUGACACUGUCCCAGUCAGACAAGAUCAGCAUUGAGCAGAAGGUGGACAUACAGUAUGUUAAGAAAGAUUUGCACAAAUGUGCAUGCUAACAAACUCAAUGAUGAAGAACAGAGUCUUACCUCUAGUCUUAUAUAGCUAUCUGUGAUGUUGAUGAUUUAGUAGAGAAAACCCACUGGGACUGCAGGGUCCAAGAGGAACCAUCACAAGCAAACAUCUACAACCAGCACCUCUGGAUGACCGGAAGAUUUAGUAAGAGAUACACUGAACUGAACUUGUCAAAAACUUAACUAAACCGGGUAAUGCAUUGCAGAGUGCAUGAGCUCUGUUUGAACCGAAUGAACCCCACAUGUCUCUGUAGAAAAGACCAACUUGGACCAGAAUUUCCAUGCAGGUUUAUGCUAAUGUGGUGCUGAUGGAUCAGCAAAGCCAAAAAUGAGUAAAGCUGAUUAGUCAAGAACAUUUACUGAUUAAGUAAGCGAAGAAGCCUUGCGGUGACCCCAGCACACCAGCAUUUUUGUUCGCAUAUAUUUUGGAAUCAACUGACGCUUUUGGGUACAUGUAACAUGUACAGAUGUUUGUGUGUAAUUUAAUUAAAACCAUCUUUGUCUUUGUACAAAAUGAAUUGCCAAGCUACAGUAUAGAUGUAGACUGAUCAAGUAUUGACCGGUAUUACCCGUGUGCCUUUUGCUGUAGGUCAUAGACUCCAAUAUUAAAACAAAAACACAAAGAUUCACCAUGCAAAGUAAGUAAAGUACAAAUCAGUCACCCAAUCGUCAGAGGUGAAAGUUGCUUAAAGCAGAUUCUGUAUAGUGAACAGGGCAUCAGGCACACAUUAGAUGAAUGUGCUACUAUUAAUAAUGACGAUUUGCUCCUUCAAGGAAAUAUGCUUGGUAUACUCAAGCAUGCAAAAUACAGCCACAUGUGAAAUGCUUCAAAGGGUCUGGGGUCAUUGCCUUAAUGGAGUAGCAUGACAGAUCUGAUUCCCCUGUGUCAGUGGUCAGAAGAGAUGACUGUCCACCAGACAUGUUGAUAUGUUCAAGAGUCAGUAUUAGUUAGCAACUGCUUCUUCUCUCGCAUACUUCUCAUCUCCUAAUAGGCAUUUGAAUCCUUUGCCAUAGAGUUUUGAAAGAUGUUCGGGAAGUGUAGGAGGAACUGUGAGGACAAGAGCCAGAAAGCGAAGAGAAAAUUUAGAACAAAUUACAACCUUCGACAUCGAUCAAAAUGGUUCCACACCAUAUCUGAUAUCUGUCAUGCUCAAUUCAAGACAUGCUAUAACAAAAAUACGCAACCGAAACAUUUUUACAGUUCUGUUUAGUGUCACUAAUGACGUAUAAAUGACAUACUUCACCUUUAAUGACAAUGAGCAGCUGAUGCCCCAUAUUGUGGCAUUUGUGUGCAUUUAUAUUUUCUUUAGAUCAUCAAACAUGUGAUGAUAAUGACGAUGAUUAACGCAGAUAACUAUGUGGGGCAAUUUGCACAAUUCUAAUUUAUAAUUGUUAAAUAUGUAGAUAUCUGUAAAUGCCUGUUGAGAUUUGUAAUGACUUUGUUUUACGGUGUCUGUUAUUUGUGCACAUGGUGUGUAUUCUCUGCUUGCUUUGGGGAGAGUGAGAGAAACACUUAGGUCCUGGUUUAGUGUUCAGUUAACUAAGAAGAGAAACUUCUGGCAUUUUUGUUUUUUUUUGCAACACCCAAGACCAAUUUUGCCUUUUGAGUGAAACCGGCUGAGAUAAUUCAAUCCUUCUGUGGUGAAAGUGAGAUAGUGGUGGCUAAUUUGUAAUAACUGCAGGUGAAAGACUUUUUAGCGUGCUAAGCGUCACAAAAUCCAGUUCGACUUUUUUCAGAAAAGUGAAAUACUUUAUUGCCACAAGGGAUCAAAGAACAUGAACUUGUUUGUCUGAGGUUGUCUGCCAAAACAAAACAUCCUGCUGAAUAUUUCAAACAGAUUUUCCAAAAUUGGCAUCAUGUAAUGUUAUCCAAGCAUGAGAGUAAUUGUGAAAGUUGAUAAAUCAUGCAUACAUGGGUCUGCCUUCUAUUUCCAUUGUCUCUGUUUCUUGUAGCCAAACUGAAGUGAUGCCAAAUUCUUCAGUGAGGGAGGCAAAGCGUCUGUUAUGCUCAUCUCUCUGCAUUCAAACUUCAGAACCUCUUGGAAUAUCUAGGAAUGAACUUGCCCAGAGUAUCCUUGGAGCCAUGCUUUGGAAGCAGGAGAGAUGGAAAGCGGAAUCUGUGUUCCGUCACAUGCAUUUGACGAAUUGAACCCAUUAUUUUUAAGUAUCUGAAUGGUAAUGAUGUCGCAUCAAAGUAUGAUAUGUUGAAACAGUCUAUAGUUAUUUUGAUGUAUAUAUAAGAAUAGCUUACUCAAAAAUGACAGUUUUGUCCUUCAUUUACAGUGUUGUUUAAUCUUAUAUUAUUCUUGUGUCAACACAAAAGGAUAGACCAAAAAUUUAAGUCGUUGUGACAAUCUUCCCUUUUGCUGUAGCUUUGAAACCUCAUUUGCGAUUUCCAAACAGUUAGUGUUGCAUUCGGUCACGUGAUGCAUGAGAAUCAAUUAUGUCAGUUAGGCAUAAAAAAAUUGGUUUGAACAUUGGUUUGUUCCUCACACAAAGCUAUUUUAUGACUUCAGAAAUCUUAGAAUUCAGCUCACAAAUUAGACGGACAAUUGGUGCUUGGUCGUACAUAAUCUGCUUUUCUUGUAUAGAAAAGAGCAGCUUUGACAUUCCAAUAUCUCAUUUGAAAUGUCAUGAAAUGAUUUGACAAUGUUUCAUUUUGAGUGAACUGUUCCUUUAAAUUUAAUUUGUUGGCAAAAAUUCAAAAACAUGCCACUAUAUCAAAUAAUUUUUCCGCGCAGUCCUUGCAAAAAUGUCAUAAAAGAUCUUGUUUGCCUCUGAAAUACUUUUUUCUUUGACUGCAGUGUAUUUUUUUUUUCUUUUUAAUUUAUCACAGUGUUGGUGUUUCAUAGUACACCUCAGCCACAUUGCAAAUGACUGAUGCAAAAUAAUAAAUCUGGAACACUCCCAUUAUAUUCAAAGACAAUGUCUACACUAUAAACAAACAGUGUGGAAGCUUUGCUCGUUGUAAUGGGUACAUUCUAGUUUUUUGUUGUGCUUGCUAUGUUGAUGGGUUAA